Nezara viridula (southern green stink bug) is the source of this 2030-nucleotide messenger RNA. The record is from the annotation of a GenBank genome assembly. Lineage: Eukaryota; Metazoa; Arthropoda; Insecta; Hemiptera; Pentatomidae.
AUGUUCAAUCAUAAUAAAGUGAACGAUUCAUUCUCAAUCGCCUUGGUGCUCAGUUUUAAGUUUGAAAAGGGUAUUGGAAUAUUUAAGUUCAAAAUGUUCCCAUUUACUAAAAAUUUAAGAGAGAAAUCAAUGAGAAAAAGGAUAAAACGAUUCUUUUUGUUUCAUUUGACUGUAGUUUAUGUAGGUAUUUGUAGUCUGUCUUUCCUCAUGCUUCAUUAUACCCAACCUUCACCUUUAAUAGAUGAAGUGUUCCAUAUCCCUCAAGCUAUCAGUUAUAUUAAAGGAAAUUUUACUGAGUGGCACCCAAAAAUUACCACAUUACCAGGCCUAUAUCUGUCGACCUCUGCUGUUUUCAAUGUAAUUGCCUUUGUAGUAGAUGUUCCAGUGGAAUCGUUAUGUCAACCGUUCUACCUCCGUCUUUUUAAUCUUUUAUCUUCUGUGUUUACUAUGCAUGUAAUAUAUUCAAUAGUAACGUUUGAUGAUUUCUCUUCUAGAAAGGUGUUAAAACCGAAGAAAGCCUUCUGGGUGACCUUCAAUUUAUCUAUAUUUCCUAUCUCCUAUUUUUUCAACCACUUCUAUUAUACCGACACAUUUUCAACAUUGUUAGUACUAAUGAUGUACAGGCAACAUCUACUAAAUAAUUUUGGAAAGGCAGCUUUGCUAGGUCUGUGCUCAAUUAUGAUUCGCCAAACUAAUGUUAUUUGGAUUGGCUACCUGAUAAUUGAUGAAUCAUUCCAAAUAUGUCAGAAAAUGUUACGUAAAAGAAAGGACCAUAUUCUUAUUAAUCCAAUGAAGGCAUUCAGAAAGUUAUUGGAUGAAUACUUACUCAAGAAUUAUGUGGCAAAUAGUUUUAAAAACUCCCGUUAUUAUUUAUUAGUAUGCUUAUUAUUUUUGGUUUUCUUGUAUAUAAAUAACGGUAUAGUAAUUGGUGAUAAAGAAGCUCAUGUACCAGUUGUGCAUUUGUGUCAAAUAUUUUAUUUUUCAGUUUUUACAUUAAUAUUUGGGUUUCCCCAUUUUAUUCCAUCCCUUAAAGACUUUCUUAAUGCAGUUAGGGAAAACAAAAGGAUUACUUUGAUAAGCCUUAUUGCUUGCUUAUUGGUUAUUCAUUUUAAUACAAUGGUCCAUCCUUAUAUUUUGGCUGAUAAUCGCCAUUAUACGUUCUAUGUUUGGAAAAGAAUUUACGAAAAGUAUUUUCUUGUCAAAUACCUCCUUGCUCCAUUGUACCUCUUUAGUUUGUAUGCUAUAACUAGUAAUCUUGAUGUAUUUAAAAUAGUCCAAUUUUGGAUUUGUACAUUUAUUUGUCUUGUACCCCAAAAAUUGUUAGAGUUGAGAUAUUUUAUUGUGCCUUAUUAUAUGCUGAGGCUCGAAAUCAAUUAUAACAACUCAUGGUGCACAGCUGUAGAAUCAUGUUGGUCCGUGCUCAUAAACUGCGCGACUAUUUAUAUUUUUGUCCACAAAGAAUUUUUCUGGCCAGAUUCACCUGACAUCCAAAGAAUUAUUUGGUGAUUGAAACAUGUGAAGAAUCCUACUCUUAAUAAGCUUUUAAUUUUAAUUUUUAUUGUUCAUAUUUCAUACAGCUGUUAUUUAAAGGUAAAUAAAACUACUGUGAUAUACUACCUUCUUUGUUUGUAAUUGACUGUGUUCAUUUUUAUUUAAAUAUCUUAUCGUUUUCAGAAUUUUCAAUCAAACUUAUAUUAUGUUCAUUAUUUUAUCUAUACAAAACUGUUCUAUCAUUUUAUGUAUUAUUUUAUAAGUGUUAAUAAUGUGAUGUUUUUUAGUAGUUAUAAGAAUUAAAGUUCCUAUUUUUAAUAAACAUUAUUUGUUUUUAAGUUUAUUUUCAUUUAAGUUGGUUUUAGCCCCUUAUUCAAAUGGUUCUAUGUUUUGAAAAAUAAGUUCAAGUUACUUUCAUAACUUAUUUAUAACUUUUUGAUCAUUUACCUUGAUGAUCAAAAUUCCCUCCUUUCUAAAUCAAUUAAAAUUGGUACCCAGAGAUUAAUUAUUUAUUCAAUUUAUUUAUGCCGUGUUGUGCC